Messenger RNA from Labrus mixtus (cuckoo wrasse), 2224 nucleotides. RefSeq names its product phospholipid phosphatase 1-like. Gene Ontology annotation, biological process: phospholipid metabolic process; signal transduction; phospholipid dephosphorylation. Gene Ontology annotation, molecular function: phosphatidate phosphatase activity. The coding region runs from base 538 to 1386 and encodes 282 amino acids. The record is from RefSeq and is a predicted model, not a curated record. NCBI's taxonomy places the organism in Eukaryota, Metazoa, Chordata, Actinopteri, Labriformes, Labridae. The transcript is spliced from 6 exons.
GGCUGCAGCUUGAUAUCACUCAGUGACUUAAUCUCUCUCUCUCUCUAACAUUUUUUCCCCAGCUGUACUUAAAGGCAGCAUUGCUCACACCGGGAGAGGAGCUCUGGUGAACCGUUUCUCACCGGCUUACGUCUCUCCUCUUGUGGUGUGAGGACAGGACGGUAUUAUGAGCUGAAGAUUUCCUGCAGUGUUAUGAUGGUUUGUGAGCUGUUUAAAGGGUGAGCGGCUCCUUACGUGUGUGUUGCUGGUGUUAGAAUAGAUUUAGCUUUUAGUUUUGUGUUUUAUUUUUUAUUUUUUAUAGGUCAUAUAUAUAUAUAUAUAUAUAUAUUUUUUUUUUUCCUAAAUUCCCGUCUUUAGUUUUAUCUUCUCGGAUAGGCUACUCGUUGUUUAGUGGAAGCUCAAUGACGCUGGUGUAUUUGAAUUUUGUGCCGGAAUAGCGACACAUGUUCGGCAGAUAGGCUGCUCCCCGUGUCACCUAAAAGCAGCCGGUACCGGACAUUUAUUACAAAGUCAGAGAGCAGAAGAAGGAGACGCAACAUGUUUGACGCUUCAGGGAUCCCGCUGGUCGUGCUGGACGUUACCUGCCUUAUCCUCGCUGGACUUCCAUUUUUCAUCCUCACCCCUCAACACAACCCUUUCAAACGGGGUUUCUUCUGCAACGAUGAGACGAUCAGAUACCCGCUCAAAGAGGACACCAUCUCCUACCAGCUGCUGGGAGGAGUCAUGAUCCCCUUCACUCUCAUUGUGAUCGUCUGUGGCGAGUGCCUUUCUGUUUACCUGUGUCGCAUCAAGAACCAGUCCUUGGGGACUAAGUAUGUGGCCUGUGUCUACAAAGUGGUGGGGAGCUACGUGUUCGGAGCUGCUGCUAGCCAGUCUCUGACGGACAUUGCUAAGUACUCCAUUGGCCGCCUGAGGCCACACUUCCUGGCUGUGUGCAAACCGUCCUGGGAUCGCAUCAACUGCAAAGCCGGUGGAUACAUCGAGAACUUCACCUGCAAUGGAGACAAGUUUCUAGUAGAUGAAGCCAGGUUGUCCUUCUUCUCCGGUCAUUCCUCCUUCUCUAUGUACUGCAUGCUGUUCCUUGUACUGUACAUUCAAGCCAGGCUGAAGUCGGAGUGGGCGAGGCUCCUGCGUCCCACCAUCCAGUUCUUCCUGAUAGCCACUGCGGUGUAUGUGGGUCUGUCCCGGGUGUCAGACUAUAAACAUCACUGGAGUGAUGUGCUCGCCGGCCUCCUGCAAGGGGGUUUGGUUGCUAUUUUCACAGCGUUCGGUGUGUCAAAUUUUUUUGAACAGCCGGUGGAUCCGGUGGUGUCACAAGAAGAAGCCUCACACACCAGUUUACAGGAAAACCCUUCCAAUGGGAACCACUACGGCAGCACUGAGUGAACCUGAGGCCUCAGAGACAAAACUGCGUGACUUUGUGCAUUCAAAUUGCCACGGACGACCCAAAAUACACCAAAGAGCUGCAAGUGCUUCAUGUUAUGCUGGCUGCCUGUUACUGUGCAUUGCUUGGGCACAGUUUGCUCCAUGUAGCAGACGCCGCAGGCUGUAACUGCUACCUUUGGUGUGGUCACUAAACUUUAAAUACAGGAAGAAAAAAGUGCACUACCGAAGACAGUACUCUCAUUUUACUGAGAUGUAAAGACGACAACAUUUCUGCCAAGAUUUCCCGAGAUCCAACAUAAUACAGUUUAUUAUGGAAAUAGAAAACAAAACACGGCAUGUUGGGAUUACCUUAGGACAACUUGCUUUUUUACAGUGUGAGCUUGUUGAAAAUGUGGUUUCUAGUGUAUAUUGGUGUGCUGUUGCUAAUAUUAUGACUGAAUGAAAUUCCUUUUGCUCAGAAUAUAAUGAGCGUCUGUGUCCGCACUGCAAGCAGGCUUGAAGGAAGCCUGGCACCACCUGUGAAUGAGAAAACCUGGCCUGUCCUUAAACUUAAAAAAUGGAGACUGAACUCAAAAAUAAUAUAUUUCAUGUUGAUUUUUUUGCCUUAGAGUCAGAUUGCUGCUACCUGCUAUCAUGUCCUUGUUGAUAUUUAUUGUAUAAAAAUACAAUAAUGCUUUGAUUUUUUAUUUGAUUUUAAUAGACCUUCAUUGAUUACUUUUCUACAGUUUGUAUGAUGCUCUGUAUGCUUUUUGCCCACAUGGAAGCUUUAAAACCUUAUUGGUCAGAGCAGCUCUGAUAAAAAAAAAAGUUUUGACAAAUAAAAAGUUCUCUUUUGCUA